UGUCCGAGCGGAUUGGUCUAUUGUCGUUUGUGUUCCAAAACAACCUAAAAAAGACGCAGUGCGUCUACACACCGAGCUCAUUCACGAAAGUAGCAGACCUCUCGGAUCCUUAUUCUCCAGUUUCACCGUCCAACUAAUGGCUAUUUACACGUGACAUGGUAGCAGUGGGUAAUGAAUGCCUUGUGUUUUAAAGACUGUCAUAUUAAGGAUACUUCCGCAUGCCAAAAUGAGUACAAUAAUUGAUAUAAGCUCGGGCAGCGAUGAAGAGCCGGACCUGGAGAUAGUAGGCGUGUUCAGAAAAGUCUGCAACUGCAAGAAAUUGUCUGGAAUAAAAUAUGUUGCGCGGAACUUCAUCGACUUGACAAAAAAUGACAAUGACCAGAAGCGCCACAGACAUAGGAAGAGCUCAAAUGAUCUUACAGUAGAGGUGGUGGACCUGAGCAAGUGCAGUUCUCCCACAGAGAGCAGCAGGGGGCAGCAGAGCCCCCUCAAUUCUGAGAAUGUGCUCACCAUUUUGUCAGAGGAGGAGGAGGAGGAGGAAGAGGUGAAUCCAAAAGUUAAUGAGCCCUCUGCAGCCACCAGCGCCAUGCAGCCGCCUGACCUAGGACUCUCUGGCUCUUGCUCCCUCAAUGAUCUCCUGGACACGGACAUGUCUUCCCCCACACUCCCUCAAUACCAGUUCCUGGAAGACUGCCAGUUUGAAAUCCAAAAUGAAUCCCAUUCCUCUGGGGCAGAGAAAGAGGAUCUGUUUAAACUGUGCUCCCGCGGUACCAAGUUGCUCCACAGUAUCGCAGCUCCUGACGUGGGCACCGACCAGCCCUGUUCUUCAGAUACAAACUCUGCAGAACCCCAGGAGCACAGCAUGGAACCCUGUGAGGUUGACUCUCAGAGAUGGCUUGACAGUAGAGAGCCGCAAGACAGACAGUCCAAAAUGCCCCCUUCUUCCCAUGAACUUGACAAGUCCACUAAUUGGCCUUUAACAGUUUCCUGUUCAAGUGGCAGCCGUGCUGCCAUCUCAAACGAAGAUAACCAUCAGCAGGGAGAGUGUAGCGAGUCCUCUUGCAAGAGGUGGCAACCAGAGGGCACUGCCGAUGAGCUCCUUUGUCUGCAGUGUUCUGUUAAAAACCUUCCUACCGAUACAGAGCAGCCUAGUUGCCAUUCCUUAACAGAGCAGCAGCAGGGAUCACUUCGUUGUUCUUCCCAGAUUGAUUCUAGUUUUAACGAACAGAAAGUUGUUGAAACCAGCAGCCUGACUUCCACGGAGAUUCUGGCCGGUGACUCUCCCGACUGGCUGAUGGACUGUGACCUCCCCUCCCCUCAGCUGGACAGUCCCGACAGCCUGCCCUUUCUGGAUGAGAUGGAGUCAUACUCUGAACCCUGGAACAGCCUUUCAGAUGGGAAGGCCUCUCCCCUACGGUCCCCUCCUUUGCUGAGACAGGAGGUGAAUGGGGAAGGGGACGAAACCAUGUCGGAGUGUUACUCCAGUGUGGAAACAGAGCAGGAGCAGGAACAGGAACAGGAGCAGGAUCUCUACUACAUAGACCGUGCUAAGCGCAAGAGGCUCAGUUUAUUCACCGGCAUGCCAAUUCAGCACAUGCUUCCCUGGAGAAUGACGGAGGAGGAGGAGGAGGAAGAUCAAGGUGACAGUGGGUCUGAUCUGAGUGAGGAUGAAGUGCCGCGGGAGCCCAUCUCUCAGCGAAGGUUGCGGCUGGCUCUCUGCACCAUUGAGGAGAACUACCCCCAGGCCACCCUGGAGUUCCUGUUUGAUUUUUUGACCCCGCGCUACUACCCCCCUGCUGACACAGUCAACCACGUCCUCCGGGAGAUCCUGCUGAACUCUGACUCCCCCAUCCUCGCUGAAGAAGCCUACACCCUGCUUAUGAAGAUCCAGCUCUUUCACCCUGCAGAUCUGUCUACAAUUCAGUGGGACUGGGAACUUGUUUCCUCUGUCAUGGAUGAGAAGAACAAGAAAAGCCAGUCUCCGACCACAGGGCCGCUGUUCCUACAGUACGUGGUGCAGACCCUGGAGGAUGAUUUUCAGCGCAGGGUAGGGCAGCAAUCAUUGCAGUGCUCCAUCGUCAAGGCAAUGCUUUCCUGUGACAGGAAGUUUACCCAUGUCAGAGAUGUGGUGGACUGGUUGAUAAGUGCUGUUACAAACAUCACUGGGCAAGAAAAGAAGAAAAAAACAGGAGAUGAUUACAGACUCAAAGUGGUGUUCCUGCUCCAGAAGAUGCUGGCCCUGGCAGUGGAGGUGGAUCGCUCCCCUACAUGCAGCUCCAACAAGCUAUCUGGGGAGAUGUUCCAGUCAUUUUUUGGCAGUGCUCUCAGGAGGCAUCACAUAGUGCAGCUGUUGAACACUAUGGAGAGCCAGCUGCUGUGCUGCAAGCUGCUCGAGUUUUUCUUAGGCUAUGCCUGUCCCCUCAAAACACAGAUGCACAUGUCACUAGGCCUGAUCCUGCACUUCCUGCGACACGCCGAGCUUCCUCAUGACACCACGGGCGGUGCAGAAGAACGGUGGCUGCGAUGGGAUGAUUUGCUUAACCUGCUGUUGCUGCUGUUCCACAGUUACCAGGAGGUCACCAAUGGUUAUCUUCGAUUCUCCAUCACGGAACGUGCAAAGUACUAUGGCACAAGGCCUGCGGUGAUCGAGGAAGACAAGAUUACAGAGAUGGAAGUCGAAUCAGAUUUAGACACUUUCCGCAGAAGAGUAUCCAAAGACCUGGGCGAGCCACUAAACUUGCAGCUGGAGGAACAACUCAGCCAACUGCAAUGUCUCCUCCUCAACUCAAUUACAGGGAAAAAACAAUAAACUUCUAUUUUGCUCAUGUAAAUAAAUGGUUUAAUCCACUUUUUUUAA
Molecule: messenger RNA, 2857 nt
Organism: Polyodon spathula (Mississippi paddlefish)
Lineage: Eukaryota; Metazoa; Chordata; Actinopteri; Acipenseriformes; Polyodontidae
Product: SUMO-interacting motif-containing protein 1-like
Exons: 10
Coding region: 176-2809 (877 amino acids)
Source: RefSeq, a predicted model, not a curated record